CCAUAUGAUGAAAUGUGUAUUGAUCAAUGAUGUCUUCAUAUAAAGAGCGCUUGGAUUUGAAAGGGCUGGAUGAUGAAGAUGAUUUAAGUGAUAAUGAGGUUUUUACUAGAGGUGGAAAAUCCAUUCCCCUGGAAGAAAAUGGUGUUAACAAGCCGCUUAUGGCCCCUCGACAACGCAGUAAAGAUACGCUACAAACGAAAGUGAGAAAAGUACCAUCUUUGCGUUAUAUAUGGGCACCCAUAUUCUAUUUUUUAGUAACGCUUUCUUCUAUUAUAAGUGUUAUAGGGCUAGUUGUAUUUCUCAUCAAUAUUUUUAUGAAAAACGCUUCAUCUAGUAACCAUCUAAAUAAAGCACACAACACUUUAAAAUUGGUACCUUGUACAAAGAUCACAACCCAAGAUGUUUGGGUUAAAACUUUUCCCAUGCUCACAACUGAGACCGCCAUACGCCUCAACGACAUUAAUGCAGAUGGCAUUGAAGACAUUAUUUUAGGAUUUGGGACAGGUGCUGAUGCAUUUUAUUACCCUCAAGUUGUUUGUCAUGUUUAUUUUCCAAAAUCUAAAGAUGGAUGUGGAGGGGGAAUAUUAGCUCUAGAUGGUAAAACUGGCAAUGAAAUUUGGAGGCACUAUUCUGCUCAUGAAAUUUUUGCCAUCAAUUGUAAUGCAGAUUUGAAUGGUGAUGGCAUCAAAGAUUGUUUAGGAGGUGGUCGAAUGGCAGGAUUUAGUGCAAUUAGUGGAAAAGAUGGGUUGUUGUUGUGGGAAUUUGAUGACCAAAAUGCUAAAAUUGAUGCUUCCAAUGUUUACACACCUCAAUAUUUGGGAGACAUAGAUUUUGAUAGUAUUCCUGACAUUUUAGUUAUACAUGGUGGAGAUCCCCUUAAAGAACCAGGUAGUGAAACUAGAUUAAUAGGAAGGUUAAUGAUUGUGAGUGGGAAAACUGGGCGUGUUCUUCGUUGGGUGCAAGUACCUGAUGGAAAAGAAAGUUACUACUCACCUCAACUUUUGACUCAUUCUGAUGGAGCGAAUUUAGUUCUCUUUGGAACUGGAGGUGAAACCCAUGGUGGAUCUCUGUGGUUCAUAAAAUUGAAAGAUCUAAUGACUGGCGAAGUGAAUCGAGCAAAAAAAAUUUACUCUGAUCGAUUUAAAGGCAUCAUGACUCCACCUGUUCUAAUAGAUGUUACUGGUGAUGGUGUCUUAGAUAUUAUUAUGGCUAUGUUCAAUUCUUCGGUUAUAGCUUUCAAUGGACUUGAUUUUUCUAGAAUUUGGGAGUAUCAUCAGCCAUCUUCAGAGACAUAUAGUACUCCAGGAGUUGGAUACUUUAAUAAUGAUUCUGUUCCUGAUUUUAUAAUCACCUAUCAAACAGGACCUGGAUUUCCUAUUUAUUAUUUCACACAGACGACAAUCUUGGAUGGAAGAACAGGGAAACCACUUCUAGCACAACCUAUUAAAAUGGUGGUUGGCACUCAGACAUCUUCAUUAGUAAUCAGUGUAAAAGGGACAGGAAAUGAUAUAUUCUUAUACUGGGUGUCCGAUUGCCAUGGCUCUAAAAAUAAUUCUAAUCUGGAGUAUGAUUUCUUGAAAGGGACAAGUGUUCAUGAACAAUCAAGGGCUGAUUUUUGCAAAUUGCGUUUUAAAGAAAAGUUAUUUACAAAAAUGUAUGCUUUGACCAGCCAUAUGUCCUCUCCUGGAAAAGUAAUUUAUGAUUCAGACCUCAGAAAAGCAACAGAAUAUAGCAAUCCUAUAAAUUACACGGCUUUAGGAUUAGAGUUUCUGUACAGACAUCCUAGUUAUCAAGAAGAUUAUAGAAUGUAUGCUGAUGAAAAUGUUGAUUUUGAGAACCAUGUGUUACAACAAGACUUUGCAGAUUUACCUAAUCAGUAUGAUGAUAUUCAGUUAGAGAAAAUGCUUAGUCGUCAACCCCAAUCGGGUAGGAAUUAUCCAGAUUUUGCUUCAUAUAGUUUACCUGAUUACCAAAAUGACGGAUCAUUUUACAUGCCGCAAGGAAAUUCUGGCAACGAAGGCUAUUACCCAGCCAACUACCAAUCCUCUGCCUAUCGUGUUAAGAAGCCAAGAACGAAAAAGAUAAAUCUUUGGCCAAGACAGUAUCUGCCUGUUCCAAAUAGCAGGCCACGUUUUUUCCCUCGUGGUCCAACUAAUGCUCAAGUGAAAAGAAAACGACGAUCAGUUUCAAAAGCAUCAGUAAGAUACAAACAGGAACUUACCAAACCGAGAAGGAGUUAUAGUGGCAAAUAUAGAAUAAAGAGACAUGUAGGCCCACAUGAUGGAGGAGGAAUACAGAGAACCAUAUCUACAGGGACACUGGCUCCAAGUCUGUCAAAAGAAGGCAUUGAUAUUCUUUAUGCAACAUUUUGGUUUUAUCCAUCAGAUGUACAGGGAUUGCUCCCUGAAGAUAAGGAAUGUAUAAAACUAAGAAUGGAAGAAGAAAAAGAGAGAUUUGAUCCUACAAGUAUCUUCUAUGGAAUGGAUCAUGAUGCGUAUGAAGAGGUAAUCACGGAAGAAUGUUUGAAAAGAAGUGGUCAUCUUAAAGUGCAUAAGAAGACUAAGCUGUAUAAUCCAUUUAAUCGUCCUAUGGGUCAGAUGACAGUUUAUCGAACUCAUUUAAAUUGUGUGUGCCCAGAAAUCAACAAAACUUUUAGUUCCAAAUGUGCAACCAUUUUACCAUUCAAAGAGCAAAUGUGGACUUCAUAUAUGGGCUUUUAUGGAAAUUCCGUGGCUAUGCCUCGAAAAGAUUUGUAAAAACAUUGUAUAUUAGAUCACUUGUAAAUAAAUACC
Uloborus diversus is the source of this 2792-nucleotide messenger RNA. RefSeq lists its product as uncharacterized. The record is from RefSeq and is a predicted model, not a curated record. The transcript has 14 exons. The coding region runs from base 27 to 2756 and encodes 909 amino acids. Gene Ontology annotation, molecular function: protein binding. Lineage: Eukaryota; Metazoa; Arthropoda; Arachnida; Araneae; Uloboridae.